Messenger RNA from Globicephala melas (long-finned pilot whale), 885 nucleotides. Lineage: Eukaryota; Metazoa; Chordata; Mammalia; Artiodactyla; Delphinidae. The record is from RefSeq and is a predicted model, not a curated record.
AUGGAGCCCGGCCCCGACGGCCCCGCCGCCAUCUGGUUCCGCUAGACGUGCAGCGCAUGGCCCGGCCAGGCCCUGUCGCUGCAGGCGGAGCAGCUGCUACACCAUCAGUGCUCGCGGUAUCAGGAUAUCCCUGUCUUCCGCAGUAAGAGCUACGGCGACGUGCCGGUGUUGGUUGGCGUCGUCCAGUGCACAGAGAGGGACGAGUUCUCCUACCAGGAGAUGAUAGCCAACUUGCCCCUCUGCAGCCACCCCAAUCCACACAAGGUGCUGAUCGUCGGGGGCGGGGAUGGGGGUGUCCUGCGGCAGGUGGUGAAGCAUUCCUCCGUGGAGUCCGUGGUCCAGUGCGAGAUCGACGAGGAUGUCGUUCAAGUCUCCAAGAAGUUCCUGCCGGGCAUGGCCAUUGGCUACUCGAGCUCAAAGCUCAUCCUACAUGUGGAUAAUGGUUUUGAGUUCAUGAAACAGAACCAGGAUGCUUUCGAUGUCAUUAUCACUGACUCCUCAGACCUCCUGGGCCCUGCUGAGAGUCUAUUCAAGGAUUCCUGUUACCGGCUCAUGAAGACGGCCCUGAAGGAGGGUGGCAUCCUCUGCUGCCAGGGCGAGUGUCAGUGGCUGCACCUGGACCUCAUCAAGGUGAUGCGGCAGUUCUGCAAAUCACUCUUCCCGGUGGUCGGCUACGCUUACUGCACCAUCCCCACCUACCCCAGCUGCCAAAUUGGCUUCAUACUGUGCAGCAAAAAUCCAAGCACCAACUUCCUGGAGCCCGUGCAGCCCCUGACGCAGAAGCAGGUGGAACAGAUACAGCUGAAAUACUACAACUCUGAUGUACAUCGGGCACCCUUCAUCCUGUCCGAGUUUGCCCGCAAAGCCCUGAAUGAUGUGUGCUGA